AUGUCUGAUAAUAUAGUUCGUUCAUUUAAUCUUGAAGUUAUGGAUUGCCCCAUCUGCUGCGAACCGUUAAUUCCUCCAAUUAUUCAGUUUAUUGUGUAUCAUAUAACAUUUUAUUUUCUUCAGUGUGAGAAUGGCCACACAACUUGCAGCACAUGCUCUGUGAAGGUUAAAAAUUGCCAUUCUUGCACUUUGCCCAUAGGAUCAAUGAGAAAUCGGGCGAUGGAAGCGGUCGUGGAGGCUGUUACAGUGUUUUGCCAGAACAAAAUUUAUGGAUGCACUGAAAGCUUCAGUUACGACGGAAAGACAAAACACGAGAAGUACUGUUCCUUCGUACCGUGUUCAUGCCCGCUUCCAGACUGCACCGUCAAAGGGUCGUCCAAAAUGAUUUAUGGUCACUGCAAAGAGAUGCAUGCAGAUUCUUUUAUACCAUUUCAUUUUGGACGUAGAUUUGGUGUUUCUCUGAACUUGGAUGAUAGGGGCUUACUUCUCCAAGAGGACACAUCAGACACUGUGUUUGUUCUGAACAACACAACGUCUUCUUAUGGGAAUAUUAUAACUGUCUUUUGUCUGGGACUAAUGUCAAACGGACGCUGCCCUUAUGACAUCGAAAUAAAAUUUACUGAAUCCUCCGUUGACAGGUUUCAUUCUUCUACGAAGAAUUUUCAAGACACCAACAGUUACUACCGUUCGUUGACAGGGUUACUUAUUGAUAGCAGUGAUCGUGAUUUUUUUCCUGACGGGUUGGUAAAGAUGGAGCUUUGUGUAUGUCGAUCAUGGGAGCUUGGUUUGGAGGAUGACAUUUAA
Molecule: messenger RNA, 804 nt
Organism: Mercurialis annua (annual mercury)
Lineage: Eukaryota; Viridiplantae; Streptophyta; Magnoliopsida; Malpighiales; Euphorbiaceae
Product: E3 ubiquitin-protein ligase SINA-like 10
Exons: 2
Coding region: 1-804 (267 amino acids)
Molecular function (GO): zinc ion binding
Source: RefSeq, a predicted model, not a curated record